CGGGCCUAUAUAUCCAGCCGGUCCCACUGCCCCCACACUCACAGCAUCCUCUGCUGGACUGAGGGUUCCUUUCUGGUUCGGGGGAGACAAGAGUGAGUAGCGGCAUGGCGUCGGACGCAGAGAUGUCGGUAUUCGGGGUGGCGGCCCCGUUCCUGCGCAAGCCUGAGAAGGAGAGGCUGGAGGCGCAGAACAAGCCCUUCGAUGCCAAGAAUUCCUGCUUUGUGCACGAUGACAAGGAGCUGUAUGUGAAGGGGACCGUCGUCUCCCGCGAUGGCGGCAAAGUCACCGUCAAUACCGUGGAUGAUAAGACGGUUACAGUCAGGGAAGACCAAGUUAACCCCCAGAACCCCCCCAAGUUCGAUAAGAUUGAGGACAUGGCCAUGCUGACCCACCUGAACGAGGCGUCGGUGCUGUACAACCUGAAAGAGCGCUACGCGGCCUGGAUGAUCUAUACCUACUCCGGCCUCUUCUGCGUCACCGUCAACCCCUACAAAUGGCUGCCAGUGUACAACCCCGAGGUUGUCGCCGGUUACAGGGGCAAGAAGCGCCAAGAAGCUCCGCCCCACAUCUUCUCCAUCUCAGAUAACGCCUAUCAGUUCAUGUCACAAGAUCGUGAGAACCAGUCAAUCCUGAUCACCGGAGAAUCCGGGGCCGGAAAGACUGUGAACACCAAGCGCGUCAUCCAGUACUUUGCAACAAUUGCAGCUAUUGGCGACAGCAAGAAGAAGGAAUCAACCAACAGACUGCAGGGGACGCUGGAGGAUCAAAUCAUUCAGGCCAACCCCCUGCUCGAGGCCUUCGGUAACGCCAAGACGGUCAGAAAUGACAACUCCUCUCGCUUUGGUAAAUUCAUCAGGAUCCACUUUGGAACCACAGGAAAACUGGCUUCCGCUGAUAUUGAAACCUAUCUCCUGGAGAAAUCCAGAGUUACGUUCCAGCUCUCAGCAGAGAGGAGCUACCACAUUUUCUACCAGAUCCUGACCAACAAGAAACCCGAGAUCGUCGAGAUGCUCCUUCUGACCACCAACCCGUACGACUAUGCCUUCAUCAGCCAGGGGGAGAUUGCAGUGAAGAGUAUCGAUGACGAAGAGGAAUUGAUGGCUACGGAUAGCGCCAUAGAUAUCCUGGGCUUCACUACUGAAGAAAAGAUGGGGAUAUACAAGAUGACGGGAGCAGUCAUGCACAAGGGAAACAUGAAAUUUAAGCAGAAGCAGAGAGAGGAACAGGCUGAGCCCGAUGGCACAGAAGUUGCUGACAAAAUCGGUUACUUGAUGGGUCUGAACUCAGCCGACUUGUUGAAGGCCCUUUGCUACCCGAGGGUAAAGGUUGGAAAUGAAUUUGUCACGAAGGGGCAAACUGUCCAACAGGUGUACAAUGCCAUCGGUGCCCUCAGCAAGUCUGUUUAUGAGAAGCUUUUCUUGUGGAUGGUCGCUCGUAUCAACCAACAGUUGGACACCAAAUUGCCCCGACAGUACUUCAUUGGUGUGUUGGAUAUUGCUGGGUUUGAAAUCUUUGAUUUGAACAGCUUGGAGCAGCUCUGCAUCAACUUCACCAAUGAGAAGCUCCAACAGUUCUUCAACCACCACAUGUUCGUGCUGGAACAGGAAGAGUACAAGAAGGAAGGCAUCGAUUGGGAGUUUAUUGACUUCGGCAUGGAUCUGGCUGCCUGUAUUGAGCUCAUUGAGAAGCCCAUGGGCAUUUUCUCCAUCCUUGAAGAGGAGUGCAUGUUCCCCAAGGCCACCGAUACCUCCUUCAAGAACAAGCUGUACGACCAGCACUUGGGCAAGUGCAAGAACUUUGAGAAGCCAAAACCCGCCAAGGGCAAAGCUGAAGCUCAUUUCUCUCUGGUGCACUACGCCGGUACCGUGGACUAUAACAUCUGCGGCUGGUUGGACAAGAACAAGGACCCACUGAAUGAGACAGUUGUGGGGCUGUACCAGAAGUCUCCUGUUAAACUCCUGUCCUUCCUCUACUCCUCCUAUUCCGGAGCAGAUAGUGCUGGAGAUGGUGCAAAGAGUGGAAAAAAGAAGAAAGGUUCAUCUUUCCAGACUGUGUCUGCACUCUUCAGAGAAAACUUAAAUAAGCUGAUGACCAACCUGAGGAGCACUCACCCUCACUUUGUGCGUUGUCUGAUUCCCAAUGAGUCCAAGACUCCUGGGAUCAUGGAGAAUCAUCUCAUCAUUCACCAACUGAGAUGUAAUGGCGUGCUGGAGGGUAUCAGGAUCUGCAGAAAGGGAUUCCCAAGCAGAAUCCUCUAUGCAGACUUUAAGCAACGAUACAAAAUCCUAAAUGCCAAUGCGAUCCCAGAGGGGCAAUUUAUCGACAGCAAGAAGGCAUCUGAGAAACUGCUGACUUCUAUUGAUAUUGAUCACACUCAGUACAGAUUCGGACACACCAAGGUGUUCUUUAAAGCUGGCCUUCUGGGUGUCCUGGAAGAAAUGCGAGAUGACAAGUUGGCAGAAAUUAUAACAAAGACUCAGGCCCUGUGCCGAGGAUUCCUAAUGAGGGUGGAAUUCAAGAAGAUGGUGGAGAGAAGAGACGCCAUAUAUGUCAUCCAGUAUAACGUCAGGGCAUUUAUGAAUGUCAAGCACUGGCCUUGGAUGAAGUUGUACUUCAAGAUCAAGCCUCUUCUGAAGAGCGCAGAGACUGAGAAGGAGAUGGCAAACAUGAAAGAGGAGUUUGCGAAAACCAAGGAAGCUCUGACUAAGUCCGAUGCAAGGAAGAAAGAACUAGAAGAGAAGAUGGUGGCUCUUCUGCAGGAAAAGAACGAUCUACAACUGCAGUGUCAAAGUGAGUCUGAAAACUUAGCUGAUGCAGAAGAGAGAUGUGAAGGUCUCAUCAAAAACAAAAUUAAUUUGGAGGCCAAGAUUAAGGAGCUGACUGAGAGGCUGGAGGAUGAGGAGGAAAGCAAUGCUGAGCUAACAGCCAAGAAGAGAAAACUGGAGGAUGAAUGCUCCGAGCUGAAGAAAGAUAUUGAUGAUCUGGAGUUGACCUUAGCUAAAGUGGAAAAGGAAAAGCAUGCCACUGAAAACAAGGUUAAAAACCUCACUGAAGAAAUGGCAGGUCUUGAUGAGAACAUCUCAAGGAUCACCAAAGAGAAGAAAGCCCUGCAAGAGGCACAUCAGCAAACACUGGAUGACCUUCAGGCAGAAGAGGACAAAGUCAGUUCUCUCUCAAAGGCUAAAACUAAGUUGGAGCAACAAGUGGAUGAUCUGGAAGGUUCCCUGGAGCAAGAGAAGAAACUCCGUCUCGACCUUGAGAGAGCCAAGAGGAAGCUGGAAGGGGAUCUGAAGUUGUCUCAGGAGACCAUCAUGGACCUUGAAAAUGACAAACAGCAAACAGAGGAAAAAUUAAAAAAAAAAGACUUUGAAAUGAGUCAGCUUCAAUCAAAGAUUGAGGAUGAGCAGACAUUGGCAUCCCAACUGCAGAAGAAGAUCAAGGAACUCCAGGCCCGUAUAGAGGAGGUUGAGGAGGAGAUAGAAGCUGAGCGUGCCGCUCGUGCUAAAGUAGAGAAGCAAAGGUCUGAUCUAUCCAGGGAACUUGAGGAGAUCAGUGAAAGGCUGGAAGAGGCUGGAGGUGCAACAUCUGCCCAGAUUGAGAUGAACAAGAAACGGGAAGCUGAAUUCCAGAAACUCAGGCGGGACCUGGAAGAGUCCACCCUUCAGCAUGAAGCAACUUCCGCUGCUUUGCGCAAGAAGCACGCCGAUAGCGUUGCCGAACUGGGGGAACAAAUUGACAACCUGCAGAGAGUAAAACAGAAGCUAGAGAAAGAGAAGAGCGAACUAAAGAUGGAGAUUGACGACCUUGCAAGUAACUUAGAGAACGUCUCCAAGUCAAAGGCCAACAUUGAAAAAGUGAGCCGUGUGCUUGAGGACCAACUCAGUGAGAUAAAGUCAAGGGAUGAUGAGCACCAACGUAUUAUUAAUGACCUCACUGCGCAGAAGGCCAGGCUGCAGACUGAGACCGGUGAACAGUCCCGUCAGCUGGAAGAGAAGGAGUCUCUGAUCUCCCAGUUGAGCAGAGCAAAGCAGGCCUUUACCCAGCAGACUGAGGAACUGAAGAGACAGCUGGAGGAGGAAUCUAAAGCCAAAAAUGCUCUGGCCCACGCCCUGCAGUCUUCGCGCCAUGACUGCGACUUACUCCGGGAGCAAUUUGAAGAGGAACAGGAGGCAAAGGCUGAGCUUCAGCGCUCCUUGUCCAAGGCCAACACUGAAGUCUCCCAGUGGAGAACAAAAUAUGAGACAGACGCCAUUCAGCGCACGGAGGAGCUGGAAGAGGCCAAGAAGAAACUUGCCCAGCGCCUGCAGGAAGCAGAGGAGCAGGUGGAGGCCGUGAACUCUAAAUGUGCCUCCUUGGAGAAGACCAAACAGAGGCUCCAGGCGGAAGUAGAGGACCUGAUGGUGGAUGUGGAGAGAGCCAAUAGCGCAGCUGCUGCUCUGGAUAAGAAGCAGAGAAACUUUGAUAAGGUACUUGUAGAAUGGAAACAAAAGUACGAGGAAGGCCAGUCUGAGCUGGAAGCAGCCCAAAAAGAAGCCCGUUCCUUGAGCACUGAGAUCUUCAAGAUGAAGAAUGCUUAUGAGGAGGCCCUGGAACAUCUGGAAACCAUGAAACGGGAGAACAAGAACUUGCAGCAGGAGAUCUCAGAUCUGACUGAGCAAAUGGGAGAGACAGUAAAAAAUAUACAUGAGCUGGAGAAGGCCAAGAAGCAGGUGGAACAGGAGAAGGGAGACCUACAAGCGGCUCUGGAGGAGGCUGAGGGAUCUCUGGAGCACGAGGAAGCCAAGAUCCUGCGUAUCCAGCUGGAGCUGAACCAAGUGAAAUCAGAGGUAGACCGGAAGAUUGCCGAGAAGGACGAAGAAAUUGAGCAACUGAAGAGAAACACCCAGAGAGUCAUAGACACCAUGCAGAGCACAUUGGACUCGGAGAUCAGAAGUAGAAACGACGCCCUGAGGCUGAAAAAGAAGAUGGAAGGUGACUUGAAUGAACUGGAAAUCCAACUGGGUCACGCCAACCGCCAAGCAGGGGAGGCCCAGAAGCAGCUGAGGAACGUGCAGGCGCAGCUUAAGGACACACAGCUUCAGUUGGACGAUGCAACCAGGGCCCAAGACGAUAUGAAGGAGCAGUUGGCCGUGGUUGAACGCAGAAAUAACCUGCAACAGGCUGAGAUUGAGGAGAUGCGGUCAGCUCUGGAACAGACAGAGAGGUCUCGCAAGGUGGCUGAGCAGGAACUUCUGGAUGCAAGUGAACGUGUUCAGCUCUUGCACUCACAGAACACAAGUCUCCUAAACACCAAGAAGAAGCUAGAGAGUGACAUCGUUCAGUUGCAGAACGAGGUCGAGGAGUCUGUUCAGGAAGCCCGGAAUGCUGAGGAGAAAGCCAAAAAGGCCAUCACAGAUGCUGCCAUGAUGGCAGAGGAGCUGAAGAAGGAGCAGGACACCAGUGCCCACUUAGAGAGGAUGAAGAAGAAUCUGGAACAGACCGUGAAGGACCUACAGCACCGCUUGGAUGAAGCUGAGCAGCUGGCAAUGAAGGGAGGCAAGAAGCAGCUCCAGAAACUGGAGUCUCGGGUGCGCGAGCUGGAGAAUGAACUGGAUGCCGAGCAGAAGCGCGGCUCCGAGGGCAUCAAGGGAGUGCGCAAGUACGAGCGAAGAGUGAAGGAACUGACCUACCAGACCGAGGAGGACAGGAAGAAUGUGCUGAGACUGCAGGACCUGGUGGACAAACUGCAGCUGAAGGUCAAGGCCUACAAGAGGCAGGCUGAGGAGUCGGAGGAGCAGGCCAAUGCCUACCUGGCGCGCUUCAGGAAGGUGCAGCACGAGCUGGAGGAGUCCGAGGAGAGGGCCGACAUUGCCGAGUCCCAGGUCAACAAGCUCCGAGCCAAGAGCCGGGACAUUGGCAAGAAAGGAGAAAAUGAGUAAAUCCGGCCUGAGAUACGGGUGCCAGGGAUACGGGUGCCAGGGAUACAGGUGCCUGGAAGGGGGCGCAAAAUGCAGGUUUCCCCCUUAGAUUUCCUUCCAUCACCUCCAUAUUGGGCUCUGUAUGUUUGUACAAUAAAUGCACGGGAACUGGAA
Molecule: messenger RNA, 6071 nt
Organism: Xenopus tropicalis (tropical clawed frog)
Lineage: Eukaryota; Metazoa; Chordata; Amphibia; Anura; Pipidae
Product: myosin-4-like
Exons: 41
Coding region: 105-5918 (1937 amino acids)
Cellular component (GO): myofibril; myosin complex
Molecular function (GO): ATP binding; actin filament binding; cytoskeletal motor activity
Source: RefSeq, a predicted model, not a curated record